Aaosphaeria arxii CBS 175.79 is the source of this 1328-nucleotide messenger RNA. RefSeq lists its product as uncharacterized. NCBI's taxonomy places the organism in Eukaryota, Fungi, Ascomycota, Dothideomycetes, Pleosporales. The coding region runs from base 170 to 1138 and encodes 322 amino acids. The transcript has 4 exons. The record is from RefSeq and is a predicted model, not a curated record.
UGAUGCACUCGUGCGAGCGUUGGGAGGAGGGCGGUGGGAGUUGAUGGCGGCGGCGAGGGAGUAUUGGAUGUUCUGAAUGGGUUGUUUGGUGGCUUUUGCAAUGGAUUUGGGGGUGCAAAUGUGUUGAGGAAAUAUCAUACAGCUUCAAGUCCACACCUUGCGAUUCCACAUGUCUACAGCACAGCACUACUCCCCCCUCCUAGAUCUCCCCCUCGAAAUUCGCGAACAAAUCCUCUUCGAAGCCCUCUCAUGCUCCUCUUCCUCUCCAAAAUCUAACCCUUCAAUUCUCCCUUUCGACAGACCUGUCCUCCAAAUCUUUACGGACAACCUCACCACCAACCCAUCAAAAUCAACAACCCCCAAUACACAUAAUUUUAAAGCAUUACCACAGAAAACAACAACAGUACCAACCCUCCUCACCACCAACCGCCAAAUCCACGCCGAAGCCUCCGCAAUCAUCUGGUCUAAAUUCGCCAUCCACAUCACAGGUCACAACAGCUACCCCGAUCACUCAUCGUGGCUUUCAUACUGGCAUUGCCGACAGCCAACUGUCCCACCCACUGUGCGCCAUCUCCAGAUCCGAUGGACCGAGGUCGUGGAAUGGGACGUCGACAGCCGCCAAGACAAUAGAAAGAUCGUUGAUAAGAAGAAACUCCACUCGACAGUGGCGCAGGUGAGAAAUUUCCCCGGAUUACUGAGCGUGAGGGUGCAGGUGCACUUCCUGGGGACGUUGAAGACGCCAUCGAAUGCGGCGAAAAGGGCUUCUGUGAGGAGAUUAGCUGCGCUUGUCUACGCGAUUCGGGGACUAAACGUUCGUGUCGAUGUGUUCCUGGAGCCGAACGGAGAGGCGCCGUGGGGGAGGGAGGUUGUGAGGUUGUGUCAAGAUGAAGUUAGGCAGAGGGUUAGGACGACGGGGUUGCUUGAGGAGGCUGUUGUGGAGAGUUCGAAGAGGGAGACGAAGGGGGAGGGGCUUGUUUGGUCGUUUUUGGGACAUUUGUCUACGGCGCAAGAUGAGGAGUGGAAGAGAGAUAUGAUGGGACUAUGGGAUUCGAAUUCGGAUGAGGAACGACAUCGAACCGACACACGACGAGUCACUGAAACGAAACAGUCCAUUACACCGAAGCUCAUAUUGAUCUGACCAUCAAUCGCCAAAACAUCUCAAUCAUCCCCCACACAAACUUACUUCCCAAGACGUACACCCCACCACCUAAUGAACCCUCAAACCCCCUUCUUCUCCUCCUCAACAAGCACACCACUAACCCCAUUCCAAUCACUAUUCUCCCCCUUCGUCUCCCCCUUCCUCUUCAACCAGCAAUUCGCCCCAUUAU